Hansenula anomala is the source of this 726-nucleotide messenger RNA. Its product is annotated as mitochondrial 54S ribosomal protein mL38. Bases 1 to 726 code for a protein of 241 amino acids. Lineage: Eukaryota; Fungi; Ascomycota; Saccharomycetes; Phaffomycetales; Wickerhamomycetaceae. The transcript has a single exon. The record is from RefSeq and is a predicted model, not a curated record.
AUGGUGCAUUUGCUCAGUACAGUUAUUUGGUUAUUAAUUCUAUCGCCUUUUGGCUUUUCAAUACAACCAGAAACAGUGCAAAACUUGUACCAAAUACUUCCAAAAUUCAAAUUCAAGUCUAUUGGGAUCAAAGAAACAUUAGAAGAAAGUGAUAUUUUGAAAGAUUACCUCUACCAUUGGAAACCGCCAGGAGAAUUGAAUAUUGAAUUUUUUGAAAUUUAUUCAAAACCUGUCACUUAUGGGAAUUACAUUUCACCAUUGGAUUGCUUGGAGCCACCAGUUGAGAUUGAAUUUGUGUCUUUCUUCUCCUUGUCACCAAAUUUUGUGAAUGAACUUUAUACAUUGGUCUUGAACGGCGUUGACAGCGAUGGAUUUGAAACAUGCCAGGCAAUUUGGGUGAAUAUACCAUUCAAUGAUGAAAACUAUGAGAUAAUUGAGCAUGUAAAUGGAAAGGAAAGCUUCAAGACAAAGCUCGACCUUCGUGGUGGUGAUGAUUUAAUGAAGUAUUAUGGCCCAAGGCCAAAGAGUGGAUCUGGGAUCCAUCAAUAUGUGUUCGUUUUGUUUCGACAACCUCAUGGAUGGUUCCCGCCUCAUAAACUCAAGUUUAGAGAGAAUUGGGGAUCCAAGCAUCCAGCUCACCAUGGUGUUGUUUCAUGGGCAAACUAUUAUGCCUUAAAACCAUUGGGCAUAAAUUUUUUUACUUCAUCUAAUGAAAAUCUUUUUUAA